This is a messenger RNA of Panicum hallii, 1853 nucleotides long. RefSeq names its product AT-hook motif nuclear-localized protein 20-like. The transcript has 2 exons. Lineage: Eukaryota; Viridiplantae; Streptophyta; Magnoliopsida; Poales; Poaceae. Gene Ontology annotation, cellular component: nucleus. Gene Ontology annotation, molecular function: minor groove of adenine-thymine-rich DNA binding; DNA-binding transcription factor activity. The record is from RefSeq and is a predicted model, not a curated record. Bases 436 to 1230 code for a protein of 264 amino acids.
CCUCCCCCUGCAAGUCUUCGCCCCCAUAUAUAGCACAGGGAAAACACCAAACCACAAGGAAAAGUAGCAGCAAAUCUACAAGAGGAGGAGGGGAGGGACGGAGCAACAAACUCUCCUUCGAUUUCUUGCCCCUCUCAAGGUCAGCUCUUGGAUUCAACAAGCACAUGGCGUAGAGCGCGGGGAGCAAGAGAUCGAUUAAGAGCACGCACAGGCCAGUUGUACAUGUGACUGAGCCGCUGCGUGCUGUAUCAAUUUCAGAAUAUAAUCGAGCCAGGGAGCUGGAAGGAAUCGAUCCGUGGAGUGCCAAGAAGCUAGCAGCUAGAAACCCUAGCUAGCUAGGUAGAAGAGAUCGAGAAGCUGGCGAGCAGGUGGUGGGACGAGGGGCGGCUCGGCCUGCCGGAGCCAUCCUCCCUUGGCAAGAAUCAGGAAGACAGCAUGGCGCCUUCUUCCAAGGACGGCGGCGCCACUGAGCAGCCGACGAGCGGCGGUAGUGGCGACGACCGCGAGAACGGCAGCGGUGAGCCCAAGGAAGGCGCCGUGGUGACCGGCAACCGGCGCCCCCGCGGGCGGCCACCGGGGUCCAAGAACAAGCCGAAGCCGCCCAUCUUCGUGACGCGGGACAGCCCCAACGCGCUGCGCAGCCACGUGAUGGAGGUGGCCGGCGGCGCCGACGUGGCGGAGUCCAUCGCCAACUUCGCGCGCCGCAGGCAGCGCGGCGUGUGCGUGCUGAGCGGCGCGGGCACGGUCACCGACGUCGCCCUCCGGCAGCCUGCGGCGCCGGGCGCCGUGGUGGCGCUCCGCGGGCGCUUCGAGAUCCUGUCCCUGACCGGCACGUUACUGCCGGGGCCGGCGCCGCCCGGCUCCACGGGGCUGACCGUGUACCUCGCGGGCGGGCAGGGGCAGGUCGUGGGCGGCAGCGUGGUCGGCACGCUGACGGCGGCGGGGCCGGUGAUGGUGAUCGCGUCCACGUUCGCGAACGCCACCUACGAGAGGCUGCCGCUGGACGAGGCCGAGGAGGAGUCCGGCGGGCAGGCGCAGCUGCCUCCGCCCGGGGCCGGCGCAGGGCCGCCUCUGAUGGGCGGGAUGGCCGCCGAUCCCUCGGCGAUGCCAAUGUUCGGCGGCGUGCCGCCAAACCUGAUGCCAGGGGGCGGCGGCGGCGCCUCCGGCGCGGGCCUGCAGCUCGGGCACGAGGGGCUUGCAUGGGCUCAUGCGCGGCCCCCGCCCUACUAGCUUAGCUAGCUAGCUGCUAGUGUCGUCAGUGGAUGAUCCAUGGCCAUGGUCAAUCAUAUCGAUCGAUCGAGUAAGUAGAAUGUGAGGAUUAAUUAUAUAUCAUCAUAUCGUUAUCCCAUACAAAUUAAAGCUAAGUGAAGAAUUAAGCAUCACGUCUGGAUCAGAGCUAAAAAAAUUAAGGCUCUUCGAUCGAUUCUACUUAGAAGAAGAAGGUAAAAUAUUGUUGCUAUUUAUAUAUAGUACGGCACUGCAUGUGACUGUUAGUUGCGUGGCUGUGCCAAAUGUCAGCUAGCUCAAGGUACCAUCAUAUAUAUCGAUCGAACUUGUUGCCAUUGUGAUGUAUGUUUGAUUUGAUCAAUUAUUAGAUGCAUGCAUGAUAAAUAGCAGCAGCUGGAUGCUUACUACUAUAUAUGACUCUUAAUUUGAUCUCUCAUAUGUUCAUAUAUCCCUGCCACUACUAGCUAGAAUCAGCUGGCUCAUCUCUAAAAAUGCACUCAUCAUGUGGGAUUUUGUUUAGUUGUUCAUUUCUCUACCUCCAGUUGUGGUGUCAUGGCAAUACUAACAUUGGGGAAGUACAAAGUGAAGCCUAUUUCUAAGGAUGAUGAAAGAAAGAAGUUCAUGAA